Molecule: messenger RNA, 243 nt
Organism: Cylindrotheca closterium
Lineage: Eukaryota; Bacillariophyta; Bacillariophyceae; Bacillariales; Bacillariaceae
Source: the annotation of a GenBank genome assembly
AUGCAGCGUUACGUGUUAGUCCUUCAAAACUUUCUGAAGUACCAAUAUGAUGGGCACCUUGAAGAAGGAUCAGUAAUUUGUUCCCACAACAUCGACUAUGGCCUAAGAUUGGAACAACAAAGUUAUGAAGGCAAUAACUCAUCAAACUGUGUUCAAAUCCAAGGCAUCAAACAUUGCCUUGCGUGCAAGUUUGUUGAGUACUUCAUGCGUGUUAUACUUCCCGGUGAAGUGAAGGAAAAUUGA